GUUCAGGUUGCCUUGGAGUUGUCUGAAGAUGAAAAGCAACAGCUUGUUGACAUGGAAGAUUGUGGAAGGGAGAUUCUCUGUCCGAUUGCUGGUUGUGGUUCACGGUUAACUUCUUUAGAAGGCUUUGAGGAUCACUAUAAUGGAAGCCAUACUGCUUCAUGUUCGGUGUGCCAUAAAGCAUAUCCAACACAGCGCUUACUUAGCAUACAUGUCUCUGAAGUGCAUGAUUCUUACUUUAAGGCCAAGGUCGCUAGGGGUUAUCCCAUGUUCCUCCAAAAGAAAGGCCACUUCUACUCCGUCGGUAUCAACAACACCCUCCAUUAGUAAUUAUAAUUAUGAACCUAAUUAUCCGGAAGGGUACGACCCGGAGUUACAUCAAUAUGCAGAAGAAGUGGAAAAAGAUAUACAAAUUGAAGAAGAAGAAGAACAAGAAGAAGAACCAACGACCCCAAUUGGGGUACAUAUAUCUCGACAGUCAUCAACAAGAUCAGAUGAAGAACAAGGAGAACAACAACAACAAAGACAAGCUCGUGGUAAACGAGUCAAUUUCCAAACUAUCGAUGAAGAUGAACCAAUAAGACAACCUUUUCCGGCAAUGCCACCUUCUAGUGGUAGAGCUGUUUCACAUGUGUGGUCGUAUUUCACAAAAGAACCAACCGAGAAUCCAGAUAUGUUCCUAUGCACUUGUCAAAUUUGUGAAAGUCAAGGAGUAAAGCCCUUAGUUUCAUACAAUUUCGCCAGAGGUGGUGGAACGGGAUCUUUUAACAAACAUUUGGCAAAGAAGCAUGGAAUCACAAAAGAAACUCAUGCAUCAAGCGGCAGCGGGACCACAAGUGGAAGCCGACAGACACAAUGGGACAUUCCCAACACAGGUAUGCCUUUUAGAUAUAAUCGUAAUGACAUGAUUGAUGAAUUUUCUAGGUAUGUAAUUUGCGAUGAAUUGCCUUUUAACCACGGUGAAAGUAGGGCAUAUGAGCGUCUCACUAGACAACAAUUGCAACCACAAUUUAGAGCAAUCCCUAGGAACACUCUUAAAAGACGAACAAUUAAAUUAUACGAAUCAAUGCGCUAUGGCCUAGUUGAAAUGUUUAAAUCGUUUAAUGGUAGGGUUAGCAUAACAACUGACAUAUGGUCUGCUCCCCCACAUUUAGAAUCUUAUAUGUGUGUAACAGCACACUGGAUAGAUCGAAAUUGGAUUAUUCAAAAAAGAAUAAUUGCUUUUGAGACUAUGCCAGAAAGACACACCGGCGAAAACAUAAAAUAUAGAUUAAUAGAGAUAUGUAGGGAAUGGAACUUAUUAGAUAAAAUAUUUUGUUGUUCAACAGAUAAUGCAACCGCAAACAUAAAAUGUAUAGAACUUUUAUUUAACGAACCCGCCUUUAGUUUAAUCCUUGGGGGUAGCUUAUUACACAUACGUUGUUGUGCGCACAUAGUUAACUUAUCUUGUCAAGUAGGUAUAAAACAAUUAAGUGAAUUAUUAGAACCAAUUAGGGAUAUAGUAAAAUGGCUUAGGAUCGGAAAGAUUAAAAGAAGAUAUAAACAAUUAUGUGACCAAUACCAACUUAAAAAAGUGUAUUGGUCAUUAGAUACUCCUACACGUUGGGGGUCAACGAACGAUUUAUUAAGAAAGGCGAUUGCUUAUCGCCCAGUAAUAACACAACUAUAUAGUGAGUGUACAGAUAGUUUCAUAGCUGAUGAAACUUGGGAAUUAGCAAUAGGUGUACAUAACAUAUUAGAAGCGUAUGACCACGCGACUAAGAUUUUUUCUUAUGUUUAUGAACCGAACGUUCACUUAGUAAUAAGUGAAUGUAUUACUAUUUUUUAUCACCUGCUUAAACAUAGACAAGAAGAUACUAACCCACAAUUAAGGCCGAUUCUUGCUGAAAUGAUGGAAAAAUGGAAAUCAUAUUUUACCGAUUUUCCUUACAUUUAUGGAAUCGCAACCAUUUUGGACCCACGUUUUAAAACCGAGGUCCUAACCAAAGUAAUAGGAUUUUAUUAUCAAGCGUUAGAUCGCCCGUCUUCCGAUGUAGCUUAUUAUGUCGGAACAUGUAAAAAAUAUUUAGCUGAACUGUAUGAAUUUUACGCUAGUGUAUAUAACCCGAAACGCGAUAUGUCUAGGCGUGCUAGCGUUUCGGCUCGUCCCUCUUUCUAUAAUUCAGUAAUUGCUAACAUAAUGACGCAAGAUGAUAGUUUUGUAGGAUCUUCUUCUUCCUCGACCACAUUUUUAGAACUAGAUAGUUAUCUAAAACACCACUUUGAAAUAGACCCAAGUGUCUAUAAUAUUUUGGAGUGGUGGAAAGAAAAAUCUUUUAAAUUUCCCAUUUUAUCGAGAAUUGCAAAGGAUAUCCUUGCAAUUCCCGCGUCCACUAUUGCGUCGGAGUCUGCUUUUAGUGCAGGUAGAAGAGUUCUGGAUGAAAAGCGAUCUCGUCUUGCUCCACAUAGUAUUCAAAUAUGUGUUUGCAAGAAAGAUUGGGACCAAGCGGAGAUACGAACACAAGGACUAAGGAACGAUGAUGAUCAAGACGACGAUGAUGAUCCAUGGAUGAUGAUGGAUACAACUUCAUCAUCGUCAGGAGGAGAGUCAGCGGAAGCAUCUAAUCAAUAUCAACCACAUGAUGAUGACGAAGACGAAUAGGAUCAAUCCGACAAGCGACAACGAUGAAUCAACACUCAACAACUAUAAAUAAAAGGUAUGACAAAGAACUACGUGGGCUUUGAUUCCUUCGGGAUACGUAGGCAGCUUAGUAUUCAUUUGGGUACUAGGUUCAAGUCCAUUUUCUCCCUCUUUUUUUAUUAAUCAUCUUUAUCGACAUUAUCAUUGAUUCGUUUCUUAUUAAUUAAUUUUUUUCCAUUCAUUUUAGUAAAUAUUUCAAUAACGAUGACAACUUGACAUGCAAUGAAUUUCGCUAAUAAUCAAGUAAUCAUCAAAGGUACGUCCGCGAUAUUAUAGUAUUUUUUUAUUAUACAAAAAUUUAAAGAAAAAAUUAAAAUGGAACCGAUGGUCCGACCCGCCCGUCCCGUGAGUUGGAACCGCCGGAACCGCCUCAUGAACCGCUAAGGAACCGUUUGGAACCGCCCGGAACCGGAACCGGAACCGGAACCGUUCGCGACAGGUUCCAAAUGGAACCGGAACCGGGUGGAACCGGAACCGGAUGGAACCGGAACGGAACCGGACCAACCCGGACCGUGGCCAUGCCUAGUGACGGUGAUUCAGAUAAAUGAUGAAACUUGAGCGUCUUUAUGUGAUAUGGGCUGUUUACAUCAGUGUCUAAGAAAGGGAAAUCAUGUUGUUUGCAAUGUUCGUUUUGUAAUAGGCAUAAAAGACGUCUGUCUGCACAUUUUCUAAUAUCUGAUUCUGAU
Messenger RNA from Amaranthus tricolor (Joseph's coat), 3363 nucleotides. RefSeq lists its product as uncharacterized. The transcript has 5 exons. The record is from RefSeq and is a predicted model, not a curated record. NCBI's taxonomy places the organism in Eukaryota, Viridiplantae, Streptophyta, Magnoliopsida, Caryophyllales, Amaranthaceae. Gene Ontology annotation, molecular function: protein dimerization activity; DNA binding. Bases 140 to 2638 code for a protein of 832 amino acids.